CACUUCAUAUCGUCGUCGCCGCUUACAUACUCCACUCAACGUGACUGUAUGCCCUCUGUGCCCUCCGCCGUCUUCCGCCGAGACGCUGCCGCCAACGUGCAUAGCUUGUAAGGCGCGUUAGGCUGGCAGGGGAUUCGCACGAACGGUUGAGAGUUCUUCGCCGAUGGUGAUAACGUCGGAGCUUAUCUAACACCCGUCUGCAUCAUGUUGUUCUCCACUCGUCAUCCAAUAUAGUACAGUAAGCGGUUUUCUCUUCAAACCACAGGCUCUCGUUAUGUGGGCCACUGUUAUUGCUGUACGUGAAUUUCUCAUAUGUAUAUAUCUAUCUUCGAUUCCCUAGAUCUGGGUUCUUUUCUUGUCUUCUCUGUAUAAGUUUUCCGACUCUCAGUGCAAUUAUCACCAAGCGAGGCAUACCCCUUAACGCCUACCACCAGUCGACUCUCACAUCAUGUCGACCACUUCAGGAGACACCUAUGUUGCCACUAAGGAUUUGAAGGGGGUGAUUCCAGACGUCCAUCUCAACGUUGAGAAGCCAAUUGACCAGGAUGCCUCCAAGAGGACGUCCGUAACGGACGUCGACAUCGACCCAGUCGCCGACGAAAAACAGGAAGCUGUCGAAGCCGCAGCACCAGUACGAGACAUCACAGGCUGGAAAUGGGGACUCGUUGUCGUCGCCAUUUUGAGCUCCAUCUUCCUCUUCGCCCUCGACAACACCGUCGUCGCCGACAUCCAGCCGGCCAUCAUUGCCAACUUUGGGGAUAUCCAGAAGCUCCCCUGGCUCACGGGAGCCUUCCUCAUCGGUUCAGCCUCGACGAAUUUGGUAUGGGGGAAGGUUUAUGGACAAAUGGAAGCGAAAAUCACCUAUCUGAUUUCUCUCGUCAUCUUUGAGGUGGGCUCGGCCCUAUGCGGUGCAGCCCCGACAAUGAACGCUCUCAUCAUCGGUCGUGUCAUUGCCGGUGUUGGUGGAAGUGGCAUGUACGUCGGUGUCAUGACCCUUCUCUCCGUCACCACUUCCCUCCAGGAACGUCCCAUGUACGUCGGUCUUACUGGUCUCCUCUGGGGUAUCGGCACGGUUCUCGGCCCCAUAAUCGGCGGCGCUUUCACCGACUCCUCCGCAGGAUGGAGAUGGGCAUUCUACAUCAACCUAGUCAUCGGCGGUGCCUUCGCGCCAGUAUACCUCUUCAUGCUCCCCAAGUCCGACCCGCGCAAGGGUGUCCCAGUUCUCCGUCGUUUCAAGGAACUUGACUGGGUCGGAACCGUCAUCCUCAUGGGCGCUUUCGUCAGCUUCAUCAUGGCCGUCUCAUUCGGCGGCAUCCUCUACGCCUGGAACAGCGGGCAGAUCAUCGCCUGCUUCGUCGUCGCCUUCUCCCUCUUCGGCAUCUUCGCCGUCCAGCAAGAACUCGCCAUCUUCACAACAGUCGAACAACGCAUUUUCCCCGUCCAGUUCCUCAGAAGCCGAACCAUGCUCCUUCUAUUCGCCGAGACCUCCUCCGCCGCAACCGGCAUCGUUGUCCCGCUCUACAUGAUCCCCCUCUUCUUCCAAUUCACCCAAGGCGACACCGCCCUCCAAGCCGGCGUCCGCAUCCUCCCCUACAUCUUCCUCAUGGUCUUCGGGUGCAUCGUCAACGGCGCCGUCCUCUCCAAAUACGGGUACUACAUGCCCUGGUACCUCGGCGGCGGCAUCCUCUUCGUCAUCGGCUCAGCCCUCAUGUACACCAUUGACUCCUCCUCCACCGCCGCCCAAGUCUACGGUUUUUCUGUCCUCCUUGGCGUCGGCGUCGGCGUCUUCUGCCAGGCCUCUUUCUCCGUCGCUCAGGGCACCGUGAAGCCGUCUGAAAUCCCGAGUGCGGUGGGCUUCAUCACCUGUGCGCAGAUCACAGGUAUCACUAUCUCCAUCGCUAUCGCGAACUCGGUAUUCCUUAACGGCGCGGAGGAGGGGAUCGCGAAGCUCAUGCCCGAUGUACCGCGUGAUCAGAUCCAGUCCGCGAUUGCUGGGGUGGGAAGUAAGUUCGUCCAGUCGCUGCCGCUGGAGAUGAGGCAGAAGGUGUUGGAUGCGAUUAUUGAGGCGAUGAGUAAGGCGUAUGUGCUUUGCAUUACGGCGGGCGCGUUGGCGAUUGUGUUGAGUUUGUUUUUGAAGAGGGAGAGGCUUUUUGUCGCGCCUGGGUUGGCUUAGAGAGGGGGUGAGAUGGCUGUAUUUGGGAUGGGUGGUAGGGUAAUAGAUUGAAUAUACUGCUGGCAGCUUUGGGAGGGUGUGGGGUUUAUGAUUAUCUUGGCUGGAGUUAGGUGUAGGUUUAGAAUAUAUGGGGGGUAAUGGGCGACUUGGUAUAGAUAUUCACUCAAUCAUGGUGGUAGAUUUCAGCAGCUGUUAGGACCAUUCAUAUAAUAGUAGAUGGGAUUUAUUUACAUGAAAUAAAAAUAUAUAAUGAAGCGG
Molecule: messenger RNA, 2431 nt
Organism: Pseudogymnoascus verrucosus
Lineage: Eukaryota; Fungi; Ascomycota; Leotiomycetes; Thelebolales; Thelebolaceae
Exons: 2
Coding region: 449-2173 (574 amino acids)
Biological process (GO): transmembrane transport
Molecular function (GO): transmembrane transporter activity
Source: RefSeq, a predicted model, not a curated record